AUAUUGUUUUCAUUCCUUUAUACGACUUGGAAAGAACUUGCGACAAAACUUGGUUAAAAAGUUGCGGAGAGUGUAAGACAUCGGCAGCAUAGUGUUAGUAAGUUAAAUAGCUAUUAAAAUUUCCGAUAGGAAGCCUCAUUGGGUGCGAUCUCCCGUGGACCGUUUUAGCGUAGGACGAAUUCACUCGAUCGAUGUCGUGGUAUCUUUGAACGAGGAGAAAACUUAUAAUUUCAUAAUUAUUAUGAAAUUAGCCAUUAUUGGUUUCUUCGAUAUAAGGAAACAACGAAUCGCCCCUGUCGGUCGACGCCCUUGACUCGACGAACUGAGAAACGAGUGGAAGAAGGACGGAGCGUGAAAAGAAAAGAGACGCACAUUCCGUUCUCUGUGUACAUUCGUGUCCCCUUAUUGGUGUGUCAGUGUCGUUGCCGCGGUGGGUUGUGUUAGUAGCCGCUCAUUGGUGUUCGCCGCGGCGGCAAGCGGCGUUCACACGUUUCCCGUCAUCCACUUCGGUACCCGGCUCGCAGUCGAGCGUCGUUCGUUGUACGGUGCGGUUGUGACGUUCGCGAUUCGUCCCGACGCUUUAUACGUUCGAUAUACAUAUAUAUGUGUGACACUGUGCACGCGUUUUCUUUUUUUCUUUAGACUAUACAUAUAUACAUGAAGUGUUUGUGAUAGUGCGGGAGAAUCGGUGAGUGUCGGUUAUAUUUUUCGCAUAGUGCCAAGGUGGAUUAAAGACGUAUCUCCUGAGAAAACGAAACGCGAGAGAACGAACCACGAGUAAAGCCGGCGAAGAUCUAGAUGCUGAACACUGAGGGAAGACCGUUGGCGUUCCUCCAAGAUCCUGAGAAUGUUGCCGCAAAGAUCGAGCCGGGGAAUGGAUCAUGAAGUGACCGUGUACAAAGGACACUGCGGACGUGUGUGAUUCUUGCAAAGUAUUUAGCCACAAUUAAGAUGUACCCCGCGCCGGCGAGACACCCAGCCGCUCCCGGUGGCGGAGGAAGCGGCGGGGCUGCGGGAGGGCUGAAAUUCACGGUGGCUGACACUUGCGAGAGGAUCAAAGAGGAAUUCAAUUUCAUCCAGCAACAGAACCACUCACUGAAGAUCGAAUGCGAGAAGCUGGCCAGCGAGAAGACCGAGAUGCAGAGGCAUUACGUUAUGUACUACGAAAUGUCCUACGGCCUAAACGUGGAGAUGCAUAAGCAGACCGAGAUAGCUAAGAGGUUGAACGCGAUAAUCGUGCAGCUACUACCGUUCCUGGCACAAGAGCAUCAGCAGCAGGUGGCCAAUGCCGUAGAGAGAGCGAAGCAAGUCACGAUGUCCGAGCUGAACGCUAUUAUUGGGCAACAGCAACAACAGGGUCUACAGCAGCUAUUGCAACAGAUUCACGCGCAGCAGCUGCCACACGGUGCGGUCGUCGGCGGUCUUCCGCCGGCGGGGCUAUUGGGCUUCGCAGGUGCGGCCGCGGCGGCCGCAGCCGCGGGGGUGCCGCCUCAUCUAGCGCCGCCGCCGCAUCCCGCGGCCGCGGCUGCGGUCCAGGCACAGGCGCAAGCGCUGCUGAAACCGUCGGACCUGCAGCAGCACCGAGCGGCCGCGGAGACGCCCGAGGACCGUAAACCGAUCGCCCUCACCGACGAGAGGCUCAGACGAUCCGUGUCGCCGUCGGAGAAAUUCCGCAGCCGCACCCCCGACCUCGAGAGCGAUCCCAAGAGGCGGAAGGAGGAGAAGCUCGGACACGUGAUACCGUCGUUUACUGCAAACUGUCUCUUACUGAAUACCGAAUUUAGAUUCAAUUUACGGGGCAAUUCGGGUCUGGGGGCCUCGUUCUUAAGAGAUAGCACACUUUUUUGUGACUUGGAAUAUGAAGAUUCUGUAGAUUCUUAUGUUGCACUUAUUUCUGAAUAUUCUUUAUGA
Molecule: messenger RNA, 1911 nt
Organism: Eufriesea mexicana
Lineage: Eukaryota; Metazoa; Arthropoda; Insecta; Hymenoptera; Apidae
Product: amino-terminal enhancer of split
Exons: 10
Coding region: 952-1911 (319 amino acids)
Biological process (GO): negative regulation of canonical Wnt signaling pathway; regulation of DNA-templated transcription
Cellular component (GO): transcription regulator complex; nucleus
Molecular function (GO): transcription corepressor activity; protein binding
Source: RefSeq, a predicted model, not a curated record